GACAUGUCUAUGACGUGCGACGUGCGUUGUGUCACGCAUCAUGUCGCUUUUGUUUUGCGUUGCGCAGUUAAGGGAUAAACGGCACAAAGAUUGAGACCUUCGUGGCGGCUUUACCACCGGCCCUCAAGGCGUAUCUGACGCACGGGCUCGUCCGCUGGGCUGUCCCGGUCCAGGAGAGCGGAGAGAUGUCAAUACGGACGGUGGUCCAUCGUCUCGUGCAAAAUGGUCGCGUCAUAUUGCGCUCAUUACGGAAUAACGAGCGCUUCUACUCAAGAGGAUACGAGCAUUUUGACAAGAUACACGUCGCGCAGAUAGGCAAGUCCCAGAACGGCGGGCUUCCUUGCCAGAAUAGUGGCAAUGUAUGGAGCACGGGGAGACAUCUCGGUUAUCUAGGAGCGCAUGCCCGACGCAUCUUCGUCGACAAUAUCCUAAAGAGGGUCACCAACAGUCUCGCAGCGGAUUUACGAAGGCGUGCGGCAAGCAGGCUUGUCUUUGGCGAUUCCGCGCCGUUCUUUGCUCUUGUUGGAGUCUCGUUAGCGUCAGGUACUGGGAUAUUGACCAAGGAUGACGAGCUGGAAGGGGUGUGCUGGGAAAUUCGGGAAGCGGUUUCAAAAUUGCGAUGGAAUGCGCCGCAGAAUGACAAAAAUUAUGAGACUAUGCCCAUCAACGAGAAUGUGAGUUUACGAGAUUUCGCAAUCGGACCUAUCAUUGCUAAGGGUUGCUCUGCUGCUGUAUACGCGGCACGAUUCGUCGAUGCUACACAGGACGAAAAUAACGAUCUGGCAAAUGUCGAUGGAAAAACGAAAGAAGAAGUGACUGCGUUUCCGUUAGCUAUAAAAAUGAUGUUCAAUUAUGAUGCGGAAUCUAACGCUUCUGCUAUUCUGAGAGCCAUGUAUAGAGAAAUGGUACCUGCUAGAAGACAUUACGGAAACGAUGAAUUGGCUAUCUGGGAGCAGAGACUGGCAGAAAAUACAGUAAUGUUACCAUCUCAUUCAAACAUUGUGGCAAUGUAUUACGUCUUUGCUGAUAGAAUACCGAUAUUACCCGAUUCUUGGGGAAUGUAUCCAGAUGCUUUACCAACUAGAAUCAAUCCUAGUGGAUCGGGAAGGAAUAUGAGUUUAUUUUUAGUGAUGAAAAGAUAUGAUAUUACGUUGAAGCAAUAUUUGGUGAAUCAAAAUGUCAAUAUGCGAGUAUCGAUACUAUUGCUUGCACAGUUGCUGGAAGCGGUAGCUCAUAUGAAUGCAAACGGCGUUGCGCAUCGAGAUCUGAAAAGUGACAACAUCCUACUCGACCUGUCGGAAGAAUCUGACAAUUGUCCAUCUUUGGUCGUAACGGAUUUUGGCUGUUGUUUGGCCGAUAAGAAUCACGGAUUGUAUCUACCUUUUAACACUCACGACAUCAAUAAAGGCGGCAAUGUUGCAUUAAUGGCUCCGGAGGUGAUAACAGCGGAACCUGGUCCCUUUACCAGUAUAAAUUACACCAAGGCUGAUCUGUGGACGGCGGGUACUAUUGCAUAUGAGAUAUUCGGGAUGAAGAAUCCGUUUUAUGGCGAGAAAGGCGAGAAAGCCGCUUUGAAGAAUUAUAAUUAUACGGAGGACGCACUUCCUGCUUUACCGGACAAUCUGCCGUCGAUUAUCAACGCCGUUAUAAAGAACUCAUUAGUAAAAAGUGUAUACAAGCGACUCGACACUGAACUAGCGGCAACAAUACUACAAUUAUACCUGUGGGCACCUAGCUCGUGGAUAAAAAAGGAAGGAUAUUUGCCGUCAAGCAACGAGAUUAUGCAAUGGCUUUUGUGCUUGACCACAAAAGUUCUUUGUGAAGGACGGAAUGCAAAUUUGACCCCAUCGCACGGAUCGUUCUUCGUCGAUAUCGAUAGACAUCAAGCAUACAAACGAAUGCUUUCCACGCGUUCUUUCGGAAGGCGUACAAUGCCGGAAUAUCAAUUGAUCGCAAGCUUCCUUAGCAGGGUAACGCUCGCUAAUGUUAGAAGUGCGUUAAAAUGGAUGCAACGAAACAUAUAACUGAGGAUAGUAAUAGUAUUACAUCGAAGAAAAAAAAAUAAUACCAUCAAAGCUUCGGAAAGUUGUUUACUGUCCUCGGAGCAGUAGUUUAAAAUAACAUCGCGUAACUCAAAUUCGGCCCCUUUUCUGAAGUUUUUUUUUUAUUGUUUCUCUCUUAAAAGAUUAUUGCUAUUGUUAUUUACAUAUUUAAUUUCCGGUAUUUUAUUUUUGAUACUUGAAGAAACACAAAAGGGCGGAGAAGCAAUUUCGAAACGUAAAAAUGUAACGUAAAUAACUAGUUUUGCUCUGAAAUUGACGAUUUUCAGAAAGCACUUUUGUCUGAGCCCUUUUGUGAUUCCAAUGCCUUGAUUUGGAGAAUAAUUAUAAAUUGUUUUUAUUUGUAUGAAUUUAAUUUGUGUAUCGUUUUACAUUUAUUUGGCGAGCUCUAUAAUUAUUGAGACAUAUGCAAGAAAAUGGACAUUAUAAUCACAAGUGUAUGUGUCAAAUGUAUAUUUCGAAUCAUGAAACUGUUUGAUUAGGCUGAAAAUUUAAGUCGACUAUGUUAGAAAAAAAUAUUGCGCAUGAUAUAUAAUAUCAAUUUUGAAAAUUCAAAAAUAUAUUUUUUAUUUAUCUUUUCUCUAUUUAUUCUUGCGUUCUCUAUCGAAUGCGCUAUUAAGAGAACUCGCGAUCGUACUUAGAGUAUCUCAAGGAAUGAGAAGGUAGAAUCGAUGAAAUAUCAAUUUCUAAAUGUGUAUAAAAAAUUAAAAAUGAGUACAUAUUGUUAACGAACUUACAUGUACAUAUUCAAGUGCAAAAUAAAGUUUGUAAAUAGAGUCAAUGUGA
This is a messenger RNA of Camponotus floridanus (Florida carpenter ant), 2846 nucleotides long. It is a transcript of the gene Pink1, whose product is annotated as serine/threonine-protein kinase PINK1, mitochondrial. Gene Ontology annotation, cellular component: mitochondrion. The record is from RefSeq and is a predicted model, not a curated record. Gene Ontology annotation, biological process: autophagy of mitochondrion; regulation of apoptotic process; protein phosphorylation. Lineage: Eukaryota; Metazoa; Arthropoda; Insecta; Hymenoptera; Formicidae. Gene Ontology annotation, molecular function: ATP binding; protein serine/threonine kinase activity. The transcript is spliced from 7 exons. The coding region runs from base 186 to 2024 and encodes 612 amino acids.